This is a messenger RNA of Hyalella azteca, 996 nucleotides long. RefSeq names its product vegetative cell wall protein gp1-like. NCBI's taxonomy places the organism in Eukaryota, Metazoa, Arthropoda, Malacostraca, Amphipoda, Hyalellidae. Gene Ontology annotation, molecular function: peptidase inhibitor activity. The record is from RefSeq and is a predicted model, not a curated record. The transcript has 2 exons. Gene Ontology annotation, cellular component: extracellular region. Bases 57 to 656 code for a protein of 199 amino acids.
AAUCUAUCAUUUAAAAACCAGACCGUCUUGAGCUCACUUCUUCGUCUUCUAGCGAAAUGGCAGGAUUGUUCGCCUUUACGUCCAUUUUGCUGGGCGUCCUGAGCAUUGCAGGAGCCCAGAGCCCAGUUGACCAUCCCCUUCCUCGCCCUCUACCGCCUCAACUUUUUCCUCCUCAACCUCUCCCGCCUCUACCUCUCCCGCCUCGACCUCUCCUGCCUCAACCUCUCCCGCAUCGACCUCUCCCGCCUCACCGUCCUCCUUUCCCAUAUGUACCUCCCGGUCCUUCUCCUGGGGGUGCUAACACCGUCUCCGGCCUUGGACAACCAGUUUUCCCUGGAGGUGCUAACACCGUCUCCGGCCUUGGACGACCAGUUUUCCCUACACCCACGACGACAACACCAAAGCCAACCACCCCGAAGGCAUGCUCGUCCUGGUGCAACACGAAAAUCAACGGACGCAUUGAAUAUUUUUGUUGCGAUAAUCCACCCGCGCAGAAGCCUGGCGUGUGCCCCCCUGUGAGGACUGUGUGUCCAGUGUACGACGCAGUUGCUGCACCUAACCCCUGUAUCAACGACUACCAGUGCGACGACAAGUUGAAAUGCUGCUUCGACAAUUGCCUUGGGCAUAAAACUUGCAAGCCUGCCCUCCCAAUUUAGUUUCUUCGCACUCGAUGUUAUGGUUUGCCUGUUGUUGUGGUAUGUCGGUUGCAUGCUUCGCUUGUAUAGAUGCUACGUCAUACCUACGUCAUUAUCAGAAAUUGAAAUCAGUUACUGGUUUCACACUAGCUUACAAUUUCUUAGGAUUAUCUCCUUAUAUCGCUGACGAGGUUGCUUUGCUGUCGUAUUUGUAAAAUAAAAAGGCAGACGGCAACCAGUCAAGCGGAAUUACUUCGGGUCAGGUAUAAUUUUUAUUCGUGGCAUUGCCAGCCUAUAGAGUUUAGCUCUGCUUGUAUGCUAUAUCUAUUGUGAUUUUAAAUAAAAUUUUAUAAAAUUAGAA